This is a messenger RNA of Mauremys reevesii (Reeves's turtle), 2743 nucleotides long. RefSeq names its product CD276 antigen-like. Gene Ontology annotation, biological process: negative regulation of T cell proliferation; T cell costimulation; positive regulation of T cell proliferation. Gene Ontology annotation, cellular component: external side of plasma membrane. The record is from RefSeq and is a predicted model, not a curated record. NCBI's taxonomy places the organism in Eukaryota, Metazoa, Chordata, Testudines, Geoemydidae. The transcript has 7 exons. Bases 426 to 1373 code for a protein of 315 amino acids.
AUCUGUAUCCAGCACUGAAAGAUCGUACCAGUUCAUAUUUAGUUAGGUAAAAGUGCUGGCUAUAGGAAUGAAAGUGAAAGUCCCUUGGUGUUAUGAUGGGAAAUCCAGUGCUUUCAUUUCAUAUCCAAGCUCAAAGAUAAACAACACGAAGCAGGAAAAUCCCAGCUUCUACUCACCUGCCAGGCUAUGAAAACAACCCCAUGGGCUGAAACAUCUGCAGAAUAAACUGGAGUGGGAAAGUUAAUAGCUUACAGCUGAAGUCCUCCUCUUGCAAGAUUGCCAGCUGCUGGAAGUGACUUUACUAGGGAACGAAGCAGUCACGGAUCGAAAACUUAGUUUGGAUGCUUGUCAGCUUUCAGAAUAAUACCAAAACGCUGGACGUUUGCAGCAUCUUUCACCUCAGGAGCUCAGACAUCUGAGACCUGAUGGGCUCCCUCCAGAAAACAGCUGUCUGUCUCCUGUUCCUGUCCGUUUCCUCAAGUGCCUCUGACAGCAAACUUGCACCCUUCAACUGCAGUGUUGUCAAGACAGAAUAUAACAAAACGGGAGUAAUUUCAUGUUUUGGCAAAAGUAAGAUUACAAACAUGGUAGUUAAGCACUGUGACAACUGUAAUAAACAGAACUCGUGCUUAGAAACUGUUAUUAACACGUGGAUAAAAAAUGAUUCCAUUGAAAAGGGAAGAAUUCGGUUGGUGCUACAGCACAACGUUUCUGAAGUGCACAUACAGGAAGUUAAAGCAACUGAUCAAGGAGGUUAUCAAUGGCAUAUUUAUUCUGACGAUGGGGAAGACACAGGAUGUGCAACCCUUGAGAUUGCAGCUCCUGAAAUUGAGCCUAGCCUCACCUGGAAUGGAAGAAAGCUCGCCUGCCUGUCACCUACAGGGCAUCCACAAAGGCAGGUCCAUUGGAUUGAUGGCCACGAGAAUAACCUGACGGGCAAUGCAACCCUGGUAUCUGAGGAAGCAGAAGGUGGCUUAACCAGCCUUACCAGCACUCUCCAUGAGACACCCACCUUAACUGCCUCCAAGUAUUGCUGCGCUGUGCUGUAUGAUGUGCACACCAAGAGAAACAAAACCAAGUGCCUCAGUGCUGACAAAGCAGUCACCGAUUACCUUCAUUUUACUUCAACCCCAGAUCAGGAAAUUCCGAAGACCACGAAAGAUCAGGAAAUUCCGAAGACCAUGAAAGAGCAUGUUGCCACCAUUCUAGUGCUCAUUGUUCUGGUUCUCUGCUGUUUUGCAGCUGUUCUAUACUACAGGCACCGCCAGCGAGCAACAGCCAGAGGGAAUUUUGCAGACCUAAUAAAGACUCUCCUUCCAAUUUUGAGACAAAAUGAAAAAGUAGAAGAAAAUGCACCUAACCAAGAAGUGUGAUGGGUGAAAAGAAGAUGGCUCCUGAAUGAAAACGAUGAUCCAGCCUGCACCAAUGCAACUGAAUUUAAGCAAAGCAGUAGAUACAGAAACUCAGACAUUCAGUCCAUACACGCUAAGCAAUCAAACAAUGUGAAGCAACUAGCAUUUUAAUGACUUUUUUUGUCAGACAUCCCCCGUUUUGCAGACUGGGGGCUGCAUUCUCCUCUCAGUUUCACUGGUGUAACUCAGUGGAAAAUGAGGCCUGAUAAUUUGAGCAAAAUUCUUUCCCUCCCUGAAACACUGAUGCUUUAAGGCCUUAUUUUCCCCACUUUUGAUGGAAUCAAAACUUUAUUUCCUACCUUAAUAGCCAGCCCUUUAGGAUAGGCUAAUACGGCAGCUACACGUAUAGAGCAUUUUAUCCCCUGCAUUAUGUAGCAUUAUUAACCUGCAGCCAUCAGGACAGAAGUGCAGUGCACAAUCACGAAGACAUUGUGGUGCAAGUGCCGAUCUAAUUCACCAACCAAAUGCUGUGUUGUGAGGGGACUGCGGAAUUGGGAAACAUCCCCUGACUCUGCACCAACUUCAAUUACUUGCAAGAGUCAUCUGCUGAAUGGACACACUGAAGAGAAAAUGAAUGUGAAUGUGGCCCCAGCUUCACAAUUAGAUUGCAGAAGUUAAUUGCACUGAUUUUCUUCCGACAUAUGAUAAAAAAUAUAGAAAGAAUGUGGGGAAUCUUGUUUUGUGGGCUGACAGUUACCUGGAUUAUUUCACCCUAAAGAAUGAAAGUGUGCUGUGUGUCAAGGCUUUUAAUCAGGUAAUUAAAAUAUCAAUUUAGGACACUAACUUUAGGCAUCCAUUGAAAAAACAUCUUGGCCAUGGAUUUUAUCCAAACGUCUUGCUAUGUUGAAAGACACAGAGAUACCAGCCUUCCUCCCUCUGGCUGAAAAGCUGUGGGAGAUUCCCACAGGGCCAGAUUUUAGUAUUUUUUUCCAAACGCUCUCUGGGGAAAGGCCAGGACCUUUGAAACCCUUCUUUAAAUAAACUUAAUUGAAAAUUGUACUAGUGGUUGCUGGGAAUUGUAGUACCCACCAGGCUUAAACAAGCAGACAUACAGCUGCCUAGGAUGUCAGGGAACCUUGUCCUAGAUAACUAGUGCAUGUUUGGGAGAUGCAGGUUUGUCUUCCUAUGAAAUGUUCACUAUUAGUUGGUAUUAGAGUUAAACAUUAGCCUUCCCUUGAUGGGCCACUGGGCUGAGCUUAUAUUCCUGUCAGGGCCGCCCAGAGGAUUCUGGGGACCCUGGGUCUUCGGCGGUGGGGGGCCCCCGCUUCGGCAGUAAGUCGGCGGCGGGGGGUCCUUCAGUUCCUGGACCCGCCACCAAAGUGCCCCAAAGA